CAACAACAACAGCAACAACAGCCGACCAAUAAUCAAAUAGUAAAUUACGCACUUCAUUGAAACUAACAAAACGCAAUUGAAAAAAAAAAACAAAUAAAUAAAUAUAUAAAAAUAAACAUUAAAAAGUAAUUGCGGAUGAUCUACAAUACUAGCAGCAACGAAAACAACGUUGUUAACAUUAACAGCAGCUUUAGUACAGCAAUUACAACAUUUAGCUUAUAACCGAAGGAGAAAGAAAGAAAGAAAGGGAGAAAGAAAGAAAGGGAGAAAGAAAGAAAAGGAAGAAGAAAAAGAAGCAAAACCACACAUAAUGCUAGCAUUCACUUUAUUUAUGCUUGUAAGUCAUAUUUUACUAAAUGUGACUUAUAGCACGCGUCUACCAUUGGAAGUUUACGAACUGACACCUUCUGGUAUCGCCGGUGUCACUGAAUUAAAACAUAAGAAUUUAGAAUAUUCAACCGUCGACGGUGAUACUUUGCGAUCGUCAACAGCGAUACAUGUCCAACAUUUGGCCACUAAAGGACCGCAAAAUACAUCGUCGCAAAAGCAUAUAAGUCACAGCAAUAAAGAUGAGACCAAAGAUUCCCUUAUACAACAAUUGCAAUUGGAUCGUAGGAGAUCAAGACAAAUGUUAGAUAUUAUGAAACAGCAACAACAUCAUGUUGAAGCAUCCUCCCAGCAUAAGUUACAUACAAAUUUACAUCAUUUAAAGGAUGUACGCAUAUUAUAUCAAGUCGGUGACUCUGAAGGCGACUUGCCAGUGUGCGCACCAUAUGCUGUUUGUUCGAAAAUAGAUCUUUAUGAGACGCCUUGGAUAGAGCGCCAGUGCCGUUGUCCCUAUAAUAAUAGAUCGCCGGAAAUAGUUAUACAUCAUCAUCAUAAGGACCCUCAACAUGUCAAUCAUAAUAAUGAAAAAUAUCACAAUUAUUAUGAGCAUAAUCGAAUGCUACAUCCGUCAAAGCAUUUAUUGCUUACGGGAGAUUUUACCGACAAAAAAUUUGACAAUUUACAUUUGAAGAAGCUAAUGCAUAAACUGGGAGCCGUCUAUGAAGAUGAUUUGCAUUUCGCGAUGAACGAUUACGGUAUAAUCGAUGAAGAGAACUCUGCCUUGCCGGAAUCUGAGGAGAAGAGUGCUUCUUUUUAUAAGGACUAUCAUGAAAUGAAAGAAUAUGGAACGGAAUAUGGCUUAGGAAAAUUGAGAAGAUCGCAUCUUCAUAACAACAACAUGGCUCAUAUGCGUCAUUCGGGUCAUAUAAAUGCUCAUCAGGCGAUAACAUAUAUUGGCGGUUGUCCAAGCGGUUUAGGUAUAGAGGAUGGUCACACCAUAGCCGAUAAGACGAGACAUUAUAAAAUGUGCCAACCAGUACAUAGACUGCCAGUGUGUAGACAUUUUCGUGAUUACACAUGGACUCUGACCACUUCGGCCGAAUUAAAUACAACCGAACAAAUAGUACAUUGCCGUUGCCCCAAAGCUUCGGUAACCUAUUUAACUAAACGGGAACCCUUAGAAGAUGGCGUUCUCGGAUAUCGUUAUCUAUUCGCGUGUUCUCCUUUAACGCGUCUACGAUGUCAACGAAAACAACCUUGCAAAUUAUUUACGGUACGAAAACGUCAAGAAUUCAUUGAUGAAGUUAAUAUAAAUUCAUUGUGCCAGUGCCCGAAGGGUCAUCAUUGCCCGACACAUCACACUCAGUCAGGCGUUAUAGCCGGCGAAACAUUUUUAGAAGAUAAUAUACAAACUUAUUCAGGCUAUUGCAUGGCUAACGAUUGAUUUCAAACACAUUUACUAAUCUAGGCAUUUUAUUAUACCUUAGGUAUUCUGGAUUAAGUUAUGUUUUUAUUUUUCAUUUUUCAUUUUUCAUUUUUCAUUGUUU
This is a messenger RNA of Glossina fuscipes, 1874 nucleotides long. It is a transcript of the gene aos, whose product is annotated as protein giant-lens. NCBI's taxonomy places the organism in Eukaryota, Metazoa, Arthropoda, Insecta, Diptera, Glossinidae. The transcript is spliced from 4 exons. The record is from RefSeq and is a predicted model, not a curated record. Bases 311 to 1771 code for a protein of 486 amino acids.